Molecule: messenger RNA, 2354 nt
Organism: Limulus polyphemus (Atlantic horseshoe crab)
Lineage: Eukaryota; Metazoa; Arthropoda; Merostomata; Xiphosura; Limulidae
Product: E2F-associated phosphoprotein-like
Exons: 4
Coding region: 127-873 (248 amino acids)
Biological process (GO): positive regulation of cell population proliferation
Cellular component (GO): nucleus
Source: RefSeq, a predicted model, not a curated record
AUACAUAACAACUUUUGCGCUCAGUGGCACGAGGUAGCGUUUUAUAUGAACAAAUGGUAGGCUUCAGAAUUUAUAUAUAAUUUUUAUUUUACUGUAGAAGUAAACUAACGAGAAGAAGAAGAAGAAAUGGAAGAUGACGUUUUGGCUUUUGAGCUUAGUGAGAGUGAGGAUGAUAGUAACGAACCUAGUAGUUCAGAAGAUGAACUGGAAGCAUACAUCAAGAAAAAGUUUGAAUUAUGUGAUCCUGAUAACUUUGAACAGGAAAUGGACAGUGAGCUUGCCAAUGAAUUAAAGGAACGUGAGGAACAAAGUAUUCUAGGUAUGGAGUUAGAAGGUGUAAGUCAGAAUUCUGCAUUACCCAAAGGCAAAAAGAAAAUUAAAUUUGAUGAUUCAUCAGAAUCAGACGAUGAAGAUUUUUCAGGGCAAGCAAAAGCUACAGAACCCUCUAAUGAUGAUCUUCUGUAUGAUCCUAAAAUGGAUGAUGAUGAUGAGAAAUGGGUUGAAGAUAAGCGUCGGGCAUAUAUUUUUCCAAAGUUUCAGACUUCUUCAGAAAAAGUGACGCCUCUUCCAAAUAGUGAUGCUGUCUUAAAUUGUCCAGCAUGUAUGAGUUUGUUGUGUUUAGACUGCCAGAGACAUGAACUGUACAAGACACAGUAUCGAGCCAUGUUUGUUACAAAUUGUAUUGUGGAUAAUGAGCAAGUUCUUCGUUACUGCCACAAGAAGAAGAAGAGCUCUAAGCGAGGUGGGCUUCCUAUUGAUGGGAGUAAUUCUGAUGUUUACCAUCCUGUGAAAUGUUUUGUAUGCAACACAGAGGUUGCUGUUAUUGACAAGGAAGAAGUGUAUCACUUUUUUAAUGUCUUGGCUAGUUACUAGUAAUAUCUGUGUGCUAAUGUACAUAAUUUUAUAAAGAAUGAACUCUCUAAGAAUAUUAAAUUGUUCAAAAGGUCAGUUUUUGCUUUAUACUCAAAUGUAAAAUCUAAUCUUUCAAUAGCGGAUAUUUUAUUUCAUGCCAUUUACUCCUCUUUACCAUUUUAUAGCUGCUUUUUUAUUCACUUAAAAUUUAAGAGAGAAAAUUAGCUAAUGAUAAAAAACAGGAUUGUAGGGACCACUUAGUCCAUGGAAAUUGAUGGUUUUAAGGUGCUGUUAAAUAAAAUCUGACACAUUUUUUGGUUUUCAGUAUGUUCAAAUUAAACUAACAUUUUUACCUCAAUAUGCUUCAAAGAUGUUUAAGAAAAUACUAGACCAAAUUGGAUAAAAAUAAAAUAAAAAAGCAAACCUAUUAUAGAUUUAAAAUAUUACUUGUACCCUUAAAACUAUCAGAAAUGAAUUUACACUUCUUCACUUUCAGAUCUCAUAAAUAUAAAUUAUUGAUUAAUUAAUGAUGGUAAAUAAAAUGCAAAUGCUGUAUCUUGCACUAACUGUUUACUGAGUCACCACCUAAUGUUCAGGAGUGAUAACUACCUUUGCCAUUAACCAAAACUGUAGAUAAAUUACCAUCUCAGCUAAUGGCAAUUCAGAGAAACACUAAUGAAUUGCAGUUACUUAAGUUAAUACAUGAUAAAUAUCAGGGUUGUUGUUUUUCUUUGAUGAUAAAAACAAAUGACCGUUUACUAUUGCUGUUUGCAUUAGUUUUAUUUUGUCAAUAACCUAAUCUGCAUAUAUGUUACGCAAUGUUAUUAUGUUAUAAAAUGCACAUAGCUUGUAUCAGUAUCGUAAUAACAAAGUUCAAAACUCGUUUUCAGACAGUGAAAUGCUUUCACAUAAAGAUGUAAAGGAUUGUAUGAUAAAGUUUUCAGCUAUGAUAACCCACAAUCCCAUUUAUAUUGUGUUAUCAACUUUGACAAAAUGGUUGCCAUUGAAAUACAUCCAAUCUUCUCGUAUAUAAAACUAUUUCUGUAACCCCUAUUUUGUUUGUUUCUCAAAACAUUAAGAAACAUUUGUACAAAACGUUAAUGAAUUAUACAUUCAAGACAAUGGAAACUAGUGCUACAACUACAUUACUUUUCGAAGUCUUUCUUUAGUAAAAUUUUAGGAAGAGGUAGUGGCAGUAGGGGUACUUUCUGUUAACCAUUUUCAACACCCAGUGCUUAAUGUCCUUCCACAGAGUUUUGCAUGAUUAAUUUAGAGUAAUUGGCCACAGAAGUGUGUUACUGGCUGAAGUUGAAAGGUCACGAGUCAAAGAAAGAAGUGGGUAUAACUCAAGAAACGACUCUUCCUAUCAGCCUUACGGUGGCUGUUGGAGUAGAAACAUCAGCUGAGUUUAUGUAGUAUUCCAAUGGCCAUUUUUUUUCAGUGUAUUCCUCCAUAAUGUAAAAGUGUACUCCCUGAGAUAUAAAAGAUGUUUACGCACCCCA